AUGGCCGACACGCCAGGCACGCACCCUCCGACGCCGUUGCGCUCGGCUCUCAAGGCCGACGACGAAGCAGUUCGAACUCCGCCUGCUAGCGGCACUCUCAAAGCAGUGCAGAUCGCGGACCCUGUCCCCGAGGACUAUAUCGAAGAUGAUUCGCAUCACGGCAAGCAGCGUCGUAGUCUGCAGACAGCCCCCACUCGUCGACUCAGCGGCCGGCUUUCUGCAAGCGCCUCGCCAGCUCUGCGGCCCGUGGAGGAUUCGGCAUUGACGUCGCAUCACCAUAGUCACCGCCGAAACCACCAGAGCGAGAGGAUAUUGGCGCAGGUUGGAGAAUGGCUGGAGCGAGAGCGCAAGAAGAUUGCCACGAGGAAGCUGAAGCCUCGUCGGCGCAAGUCGAAAUCACCGCCGUCCGACCAGACCAUCGCGGCUACAGAUGCGGCUGCGGCUGAGUCUCCCAGCCAACCUUCGCGCGAAAGAUCGAAUUCCACGAGCUCACAGUCGAGCGAUAUCUCUUUUGACGGCUUGCAGCACAUUCUGGAGACGUCAAUGGCUUCUCUGGGACUCAAUUCGCUGCCGAAAUACAGCCCGCGAAUCGGCCCCAAGCACCGCCGACCAGGUUCUCGUACGUCUUUGCACCGCACGGCCUCUUCAGACACCGACUAUGUGGAUGGCGAUGCUAUCGUUCCCAGCUGUGACGCUUGGCUUGACAACUCCAAGACCAUGAGCUACACUGGAGGUAGCGCCAGCGCGGAGGAUCUUUCGGUCAAGGUUGAAAAAGAGAAGGAGGCAUGGACUAGUUUCAAGAAUGAGAUCCUGCGGAUAGCUCACACGCUGAGGCUCAAAGGCUGGCGCCGUAUUCCUCUUGGUAGCGGCGAGGCCAUGGCGGUUGAGCGACUGAGCGGUGCUCUGACAAACGCUGUAUACGUUGUCACUCCGCCGGCUGGGAUCUCGCAGCUUGAUGGAAAAAAGCCUCCGACAAAAGUCUUACUUCGAGUGUAUGGACCACAGGUGGAGCAUCUCAUCGACCGAGAGAAUGAGCUGCAAGUGUUGCAGCGACUUGCGCGCAAGAAGAUUGGUCCGCGCCUGCUGGGAACCUUUAAGAAUGGCCGGUUCGAGCAGUUCUUCAACGCUAUUACGCUUACCCCACUGAACUUGCGAGAGCCAGAGACAUCGAGGCAGAUUGCGAAGCGUAUGAGGGAGCUGCACGAGGGAAUUGAGGUACUGGUGCACGAAAGGGAGAAUGGUGCUUCUGUCUGGAAGAACUGGGACCAGUGGCUGGAUAACGUCGGCCGCAUCACCAGUUUCUUGGACAAGGAGUUGGACAAUACUCCAGAAGGAGAGAGAGGACCCUCUGCUGCGCAUGCUUGGAAAGCCAACGGUUAUGUGUGCGGAGUGCCUUGGGAACAGUUUAAAGAUGUGGUGAUUAGGUACAGAGCCUAUUUGAACGGCUGCUACAAGGAUAAGAGGGCCCUCAAAGACCGCCUUGUUUUUGCGCACAACGAUACUCAAUACGGCAAUAUUCUAAGGAUCCGGCCCGAUGAUGAGAAAUCACCACUCCUUCAGCCUGCCAACAAGCACAAACAGCUCGUCGUCAUUGAUUUCGAGUACGCAGGUCCCAACACAGCUGGACACGAAUUUGCCAAUCAUUUCACGGAAUGGAUGUACAACUACCACGAUCCCAUAGCUCCCUUUGCUUGCCACGCCGAUCGUUAUCCGAGCCUGGAAGAGCAGAAGCGAUUCAUCAGGGCAUAUGUAGACCACCGCCCCAAGUUCCCGCUCGCCAGCUCGACACCCCGCAUGACUCCCGUCGAUAGCAGCACUCCCAGUGGCACGGCGACGCCAUCUCUCCAGGCGACGGCGUCCAGCAGCUCCAUUGUCGACUUUAUGCUCGACGCUCGCUACCCCGGCGGAGACUGGGGCGCAGUCGAAAAGGCGCGCGAGGAGCAGAUUGACCAGCAGGUUCGGGAGCUCAUUGACGAGGCGCGGCUGUGGCAGCCGGCGAACAGCGCGCAGUGGAUUGCCUGGGGCAUUGUGCAGGCCAAGGUGCCUGGUCUUGAUGGGAAUCCUGCUGACGAGGAGCCUGGCGCGGACGAGUUUGAUUACUUGAGCUAUGCGCAGGAGCGAGCCAUGUUUUUCUGGGGAGAUUGUGUGCAGCUGGGGUUGGUGAAGUUGGAGGAGUUGCCGGAGGGGCUGCAGGCGAAGGUGAAGCUUGUGAAGUAUUAA
Trichoderma gamsii is the source of this 2220-nucleotide messenger RNA. RefSeq lists its product as hypothetical. NCBI's taxonomy places the organism in Eukaryota, Fungi, Ascomycota, Sordariomycetes, Hypocreales, Hypocreaceae. Gene Ontology annotation, molecular function: choline kinase activity; ethanolamine kinase activity. Gene Ontology annotation, cellular component: cytoplasm. Gene Ontology annotation, biological process: phosphatidylcholine biosynthetic process; phosphatidylethanolamine biosynthetic process. The record is from RefSeq and is a predicted model, not a curated record. The coding region runs from base 1 to 2220 and encodes 739 amino acids. The transcript is spliced from 3 exons.